Molecule: messenger RNA, 3204 nt
Organism: Musa acuminata subsp. malaccensis (wild Malaysian banana)
Lineage: Eukaryota; Viridiplantae; Streptophyta; Magnoliopsida; Zingiberales; Musaceae
Source: RefSeq, a predicted model, not a curated record
GCACCGCACCAGUAAAAUAUCAUUCUCCCGAGGAACAUGAGUCUUGUUUAAAGAGCCACGCAGUGGCAGUAACAAUGAUGGUUAUUAUAAUGCUGUAAGCCGAGACAGUAGUGUGGUGUGGUGUGUCGUGGGGUGCGCCAGCCUCUGCUGCGCUUGUCCCUUCCUUUUUCGUGUCUCCCACCACCCUCUCUUGUGGAUUCAGAUCUCUUUCUUGGUCUCACCCACUGAGCCACUGAAAAGAGAUUAGACACCGAGGGAGUGAGCGAGAGAGUGUGAUCAGUAAAUGUAAUGGAGCCGAACCUUCCAUUUACAUCAUCGAGAUGAGGAGGAUCGGCGAGUCGGUCUCUUCUACGCCUUCUGGUUGCAUCUGAGGUCCUCCAACCUCCUCCUCCUCCUCCUCCUCUGUCUUCCCCUCCCUUGUAUUUUCCGUCAGUUUUAGAAGAUGCAGAGGCCAUUCCCGCUGCCUCAGGAGGACUUCUCCUUGAAGGAGACAGCCCCCCGCCUUGGUGGCGGAGGACUUGGUGGCGGCGAUAAGCUCACCAACACGUAUGACCUCGUUGAGCAGAUGCAGUACCUCUAUGUUCGUGUUGUGAAAGCCAAGGAUCUACCAGCUAAGGAUGUUACGGGAAGCUGUGAUCCCUAUGUGGAGGUAAAACUUGGUAACUACAAAGGCACCACUCGCCAUUUCGAGAAGAAGACGAAUCCUGAAUGGAACCAAGUGUUUGCUUUCUCAAAAGAUCGGAUCCAAGCUUCUGUGGUGGAGGUCGUGGUCAAGGACAAGGAUUUCGUGAAGGAUGAUUUCAUGGGAAUGGUUUUGUUUGAUCUGAAUGAGAUUCCGAAAAGAGUUCCGCCAGAUAGCCCGUUGGCACCACAGUGGUACAGAUUGGAAGAUCGCAAGGGGGAGAAGGUAAAGGGAGAGCUGAUGCUAGCUGUUUGGAUGGGUACACAGGCGGAUGAGGCGUUCCCGGAUGCGUGGCACUCUGAUGCUGCAACAGUUCCCGGUGAUGGCCUUGCAAACAUCAGAUCGAAGGUAUACCUCUCUCCCAAGCUUUGGUAUGUGAGAGUUAACAUCAUCGAAGCCCAAGAUUUGCUGCUCAAUGCAAAGCCAGGAUUCCCAGAAGUCUUUGUUAAAGCUACUAUUGGCAAUCAAACACUUAGGACCAGGAUUUCACCAAGCAGGUGCCCGAACCCUUUGUGGAAUGAGGAUUUGAUGUUUGUUGUAGCAGAACCAUUCGAAGAACAUUUGAUCCUAAGUGUAGAAGAGAGAAUCGGGCCUAACAAGGACGAGGUGUUGGGGAAGGCUGUUAUUCAUCUGCAGAAGGUGGAGCGGAGGUUUGACUGUAGGAUAAUCAAUUCAAGGUGGUAUCACCUGGAGAAGCAUGUGGCAGCUGAUGGUGAGCAGAAGAAGGAGGUGAAAUUUGCUAGUCGAAUUCAUCUAAGGUUAUGUUUGGAUGGUGGAUACCAUGUUUUGGAUGAGUCCACCCACUAUAGCAGUGAUCUUAGGCCCACUGCGAAACAACUGUGGAAGCCAAGCAUUGGUAUCCUAGAGCUAGGUAUAUUGACUGCCCAGGGAUUGCUCCCGAUGAAGACUAAGGAUGGGCGUGGAACUACUGAUGCGUAUUGUGUAGCUAAAUAUGGGCAGAAAUGGGUUCGUACUAGAACGAUCAUUGACAGUUUUAGUCCGAAAUGGAAUGAGCAAUACACUUGGGAGGUAUAUGACCCAUGUACUGUAAUCACAGUUGGUGUGUUCGACAACUGCCACUUACAGGGUGGAGACAAGGCAAAUGGUGCAAAAGAUAACAGAAUUGGCAAGGUACGAAUUCGACUUUCUACGCUAGAGACUGAUAAAGUCUACACACAUUCGUACCCCCUUCUGGUUUUGCAUACAACAGGGGUUAAGAAGAUGGGAGAAGUUCACUUGGCUGUUCGAUUCUCCUGUUCCUCUCUGCUUAAUAUGCUGCAUACUUAUUCUAGGCCACUGCUGCCAAAGAUGCAUUACCUACAUCCUUUGACUGUUACCCAGCUUGACUACUUGAGGCACCAGUCCACUCAGAUAGUGUCAACCAGGUUGGGUCGUGCAGAGCCGCCGCUGAGAAAGGAGGUUGUGGAGUAUAUGUUGGAUGUCGGCUCCCAUAUGUGGAGCAUGAGGAGGAGCAAAGCUAAUUUCUUUCGAAUUAUUAAUGUUUUGAGUGGUUUGAUUGCGACCGGAAGAUGGUUUGGCCAGAUAUGCCUUUGGAAGAACCCCAUAACGACCGUACUUAUACAUGUUCUCUACGUAAUACUGGUUCUAUAUCCGGAACUGAUACUUCCAACAAUGUUCCUCUACUUGUUUCUGAUUGGAGUAUGGUACUACCGAUGGCGGCCAAGGAAGCCUCCUCACAUGGACACUCGACUAUCACAUGCAGACACUGCCCAUCCUGAUGAGCUUGACGAGGAAUUCGAUACAUUUCCUACAUCGAGACCACCUGAAAUUGUGAGGAUGAGGUACGAUCGAUUAAGGAGCGUUGCUGGAAGGGUGCAAACUGUGGUUGGAGACCUGGCUACACAGGGGGAGAGAUUUCAGUCCCUGUUGAGCUGGCGAGAUCCAAGAGCGACUGCUCUCUUUUUGAUCUUUUGCCUUGCUGCUGCCAUUGUGCUCUAUGUAACGCCAUUCCAGGUUGUCGCCCUCCUCACAGGCUUUUACGUGCUGAGGCACCCAAGGUUCCGGCACAGGCUUCCCUCAGUACCGCUCAACUUCUUCAGGAGGUUGCCAGCAAGGACCGAUAGCAUGUUAUGAGAAGCUUUUUGUUUGGAGAACUUGUUCGCCCCUGAGACAAUGUAGUGGCAAAGCUAUUGAAACCCGAGUCUUCAUCAGAAAGCAAGAGCGAGGAUCAGUAUUUUGGUCGAUCGUCAACUCAUGCUAUGGUGUUCCUCCAACUCUACCUGUGUCGAUCAGUCUUCAUGUUAUGCAUUUCUUUCUUCUCUUAUUUGUUUUCUAUUGCUUUGUGAGAUCUAGUUAUGGUUUGAACUGGUCGCUAAUGAUGUAUUGUUACCGUGAUUAGAAGCUGUUGAGUCACUGAUUAAGGCCUCAAAUCCUAUUGUGUCUGAACGAGUUUUUUGUCUUUCAUGGUCUCUUAUCUUCUUGGUGAUGGUUAGGAUAAAUCCUUCCAGGUCGUUUGUAAUCUUGUUCAAAUCGUUGUUUAUUGGACAACAUCUGCUUGCUGU